CCCCAAUGCCUAAUACAAAUGACAGAUGCUUCACAACAAGUUCUAGAAAAACAAGACAAGAAGAAAUGAAUGGAUAUAUAUCCCAAGUUGGCAGGAAAAAAACAAUGCUCUUGAAGAAACUUGCCAAGGAUGAAAUCAGUCCUAACUGA
This is a messenger RNA of Dentiscutata erythropus, 149 nucleotides long. NCBI's taxonomy places the organism in Eukaryota, Fungi, Glomeromycota, Glomeromycetes, Diversisporales, Gigasporaceae. The record is from the annotation of a GenBank genome assembly.